UAACCCUCUCUUUCUCUCUCCGUACCCCUUAGAGUGAGAAGAAAGUUUUUCAGAGUGGGGAAGAGAGAGAGAGUGUUUUCGGUUACCAAAAGAGACAUCCUUCCAUCCAUCCAUCCGCUCUACAUAAAACGACUUUGGAAUUUACGAGCAGAGGAAGGGAGUGGGAGACAGGAGAGCCUAGAGAGCAGAUGGAGAUAGAGGUGGAUGGUGGCAGUGCGCAAUGCGCACCAGUUCAUCCAUUAUCGGCGCUCGCAUCCCUAUGGAACCUUGCCCACCUAUGCCAGCCUGUUGCAGCCUAGGUAAUAUUUAGGUGUACUAUACGCAUCCCAGGCGCAUUUUGUUUGUGCUACGCCACAUGUUCUUGACACUUCCUUAAACCUUAUACCCCUCCUUUCUCUCUCCUGGUGUGUGUAUCUCACAUACAAUCGACUGCUGUUGACCGGUCGCCGGAGGGAGUGGGUGGGAGUGCUCCAAUGGAUCCCUGUCCUUUCGUGCGCCUUCUCGUCGGGAAUCUUGCUCUCAAGGUUCCGGUUGCCUCCAAACCUGCUCGCUCCGUCGUGCAUCCUUCUUCCUCCCCUUGCUUCUGCAAAAUCAAACUAAAGAACUUUCCUCUUCAAACCGCUGUCGUCCCCUUCAUUCCUCCCGAGAAUCAGUUCCCGGACGGUCAGGUCCAAACUCUCGCUGCCAGCUUUCAUUUGAGCAAGGCCGAUCUGGAGAAGCUCGCCGCCAAAUCCAUCUUCGCGGGGAAACUUUGCCUGAAGAUUGCGGUAUACACUGGGCGGAGAGGGACUACUUGCGGUGUAAAUUCUGGGAGACUAUUGGGGAGAGUUACAGUUCCGUUGGAUCUGGCGGGAACGGAAACUAGGCCUUGUGUGUUUCACAAUGGGUGGAUUUCGGUUGGUAAGGACACCAAGGGUUCGUCUGCGCAGUUCCAUUUGAAUGUAAAAUCCGAGCCCGAUCCCAGAUUCGUAUUUCAGUUCGAUGGAGAACCCGAAUGCAACCCACAAGUCUUUCAGAUUCAAGGGAGCAUUCGACAACCCGUGUUUACUUGCAAGUUCAGUUUCAGGAACACCGGAGGCCCAAAUCAGAUAUCCAGAUCAUUACAGUCCGAAACCAUUAGUUCAAGGACCUGGUUGAGUUCAUUCGGCAGCGAGAGGGAAAGGCCCGGAAGGGAGCGUAAGGGAUGGUCCAUCACGGUUCACGACCUCUCUGGCUCUCCAGUAGCCGCUGCUUCAAUGGUUACACCCUUUGUAGCCUCACCUGGUUCUGACCGAGUCAGCCGAUCGAACCCUGGUUCUUGGCUCAUUCUGCGUCCCGGGGAUGGAACAUGGAAGCCCUGGGGACGCCUUGAGGCCUGGCGCGAGCGAGGUUCCAGCGACGGGCUGGGUUACAGGUUCGAAUUGAUUCCAGAUACUAAUGGAGGAAUGGGUGCGGCAGGCAUAGUUUUGUCGGAGUCUACUCUUGGUAGCAACAAGGGCGGGAAAUUCGUAAUAGACUUGGCCGGUGGGAGCAACGGACGUGCGACUCCUGGUAGCGCAACGUCGCCGGCUUGCAGCCCUAGAAGCAGCGGAGAUUUCGGGUACGGGUUGUGGCCAUACUGCAGCUACAGAGGGUUUGUGAUGUCUGCGACGGUUGAAGGUGAGGGAAAAUGCAGUAAGCCAUCAGUGGAGAUCAGUGUGCAGCACGUGAACUGCACAGAAGAUGCAGCUGCAUUCGUGGCGCUGGCCGCAGCCGUUGAUCUUAGCAUGGAUGCUUGCAGGCUUUUCUCUCACAAGCUCAGAAAGGAGUUGUGCCAGCACCAGGAUUUGCUAGGCUGAUUCAGAGUUGUUUGUUCUGAUGGCUUUUUUUUUUUCUUCCAACCGUUUUUUUAAGUGGAUUUUUUUUUAUUUCCAUCCUCGUGAGAGUUAUUACUACUAACAAAUCACUAGAGACUGUACAGCCGGUGGGGAGAGAGAUUGACAGGGCACGCUUUGUUUUUAGUUGUGUGGCUUGUGUUCAUUUUUAUUUUUAUUUUUGGGUUCUAAUAUUGUAGUCGCUGACUCAAUAUUUUUAAAUUUAGAUGUAAGAAGAGGAUUGUUAUUAUGGUUUGUCAA
This is a messenger RNA of Vitis riparia (riverbank grape), 2093 nucleotides long. RefSeq lists its product as uncharacterized. Lineage: Eukaryota; Viridiplantae; Streptophyta; Magnoliopsida; Vitales; Vitaceae. The transcript is spliced from 2 exons. Bases 474 to 1817 code for a protein of 447 amino acids. The record is from RefSeq and is a predicted model, not a curated record.